UUAAAUAUGUUUGGUUCUAAAUCAUUGAGUUACUAAUGUGUUUGUAGUUACAAAGUCAUUCAAAACAAAGAGGAAAAAAAACUAUCAUUCAAAAAAUUCUUCCUGUUUGAUUUUAUGUGAAUCCCAACACUUGUACUAAACAUAGCGCUGAAUUUAUUUCCGCCAUUUUUAAUUGGUUUAAUAGUUCCGAGGCAACCAUCCGAUAUCUGAAAUUAUCACAAAUAAGGAAAUACUUGAGAGGAUUUGGACAUGAAGAUUAUCUCCGAGUCAGAGAUUAGAAAUGAGAUCGCUUAGUCACAUUUCAAACCUUGCAAAGUCUGUUGGAAAUGCAGUCAUUGUGGACCCGCUUACCGCCGGAAGUGCACGUGACCCGCAUGACCCAAGAGGUCACGGUUCCGACGGCAAAAUAGCUGCUACCGUAACAACUACAUGUCUGACUUCAAUUGGCUUCGUUCUCGUCGCCAUUUUUCAGUCUGAGCGUUUAAACAGUGAAGAUGCCUACAUCACUUGCUUGAUAAUCAUUUUGGGAAUAGCGGUCAUUGCUAUAUUUUCUAUGCUAUGGAUUUCCGUUGUUGCUCACCUGAACACUGAAAGAUGGCUUCGAAAUGAUGCAUCGGAGCACAAAGACGGUCUCAAAAUUUCAAUUACGUUCUUGUGGGUGUUUGGAAUGGCAUCCGUAGUUCAGGAGGCGUUGGAACUGACAGUCAACGUAAGCUGCCUCGAUUUUCAACACGAACUGAACACAACUGGUUACAAAUACCGAUGGUAUAUGAUAGGUACGAACACGAGCAUAAUACUCUUUUACUGUGUCCAAUUAAGCUUCGUGAGUUUUUUCAUUCGAUACCGCCUUGGGAAUUAUAUCUCCAUAAACUACGGGCUCCUGUUUGUGCUGACGACAAACGCCGUGCUGUGGUUUAUAUCGGAGAAAGAGGAAGUGGACGGGUACUACGACGACGAACCCGGUCAAGCGGCAAACCGGACUCAAGACCCGUGCUAUUGGAAUUCCAACAUAACCAUGCUGGUCUCCUCCAGCCUGAAUCCCUACCUAUCGCCUGCAAGUAUAGAGUUUUUUCUGCUGUCUUCGGGUCUGAUCCUUGCAAUGAUACCAAAACAUACUGAGGGUAAUGCGCUGGAGGAAGACACGUGGUCAUCUGAGGAAAUGGUUCCACUUAUACAGCACUCUGAAACUCAACCAUUGCUAAGGCGCCCGCAUCACCCCGUGACCCAUUUCUCCUUCAUCAUAUUGGUCAUUGUCUUCAACUUAACACUACUCACGGGAAACAUUGUGUUCGUGUUCGUGCUUCCGCGGGACAGCUCCAUGUUUUGUACCUGGAUAGUAAUCGACGCUUUCUACAAACUUGUAAUGGUAAUUGUUAUAAUGCUCAUCUACUAUCACAUUUAUUUGUAUGGCAAACCGAAGCCUGGAAACCAUCAACUCAAACCCGGCCAGUAUAUCCUAUUGAUUGCUACCACGGGAACUGUAGCUGUGUGUGUAUUUGGAAUGAUUGGCGGGAUACAAGUUCUUGACCCGCUUAAAGGAUUCUUGUAUACCACAGACAACACAUUUGACAUCAUAAUCGCUUUCCUUCAAACCAUUUUGUUAAUACACAUAGAGAGGGUAAACUGGAAUCGCACGGAAGAAGCUUGCAUACCUACGGACCUCCUGUGCAUUUUCCUGGCCAUUUGCAACAUGUCAUACUGGAUUGUGGACAGCUUCAUUGAUGUACGGUAUGCCGAGUCGUACCACAUCACGGGGCCAGUGUUUGACAAAGAGAACUGGGAGGAUGUUCAAGAUGAUUUGGCGCCUAUGCUGAUAUUCUACCGGUUCCAUGCCUUUCUAGACUGGUACAUUAUUUAUUGCAAAUUGAGAAGGGUGUAAUCGCAUUUGCAAAAUGAUGGAAUGAACAAAAUCAUCUUAAGAUAUCCUAUCCAUAAUCGCCCCAGAUUCAAUGAAUUUGGAUGCACAACAGAUAUGUAUGGGCUUAAUACUCAGUGUAUCGGUACUUGGACAUACUUUUCAUAAUUAAAUAUCAAUAUGUAAGAGCAGAAUGUGUCCUAAUUAAUGACCACUUCCUUUUCCUUAAGAGUUGUUCCCUUUAGCUUUUAAUCUAUAAAAAUUACUUCUAAAAACCUAUACGGUACAAAAUUCAUUUUUAAUAGUUUUUGUAUUCCUAAUGAUUAAAAUACACCUUUCCACCAAAGCAUUUUUGAUAUUCUUUAAAUUAGUAUUUACGUUUUUUAUUUUGAAAAAUGUGCUUGUCCCCAUAGACCUUAAUGCAAUCUUCAUUAAUUACAGUCAUAUAAUUAGUGCUUAGGUAAUAAUAUUUUUUGAAAAUUUUUCGCAGUAAUCUUUUUCUACUCUAAAUGCUUUUAAUGGAUAACAGAGUAUUUAAUACAUGAUGGAUGUUCAGAUUAGAAAAAUUAGGUUGUAAUAUGGAUCGGAUACAUGUACCUUAAAUGACAACAAAGUCUUACAUCAGUAUAGUUCUAAGAACAAAUGGUUUACUGCUAGAUUAAGAUUGUAUUUUCAAGUUUAUAAAAGCAGUACUGAAGUAUCUACUAUUUUUUGAGUAAAGAUGUAAAAUCAUUUUCCAAAAAAGUUUGUAUCCAUAUUCUUUAUCAAAAUACUCAAUUACUCAAGUAUAAAUACAACGGUAUACUUAUUAUUUUAAAGUCUUUAUAAGUAUAAAGUGCAUUUGCCCCCUUUUUUUAUGAGAAUCGUGAUACAUGUUCAUAUAACUAUGGUAGAAUAGGUAAGGAAAUUAUAAUAGCUAAAUAAAGAAUCAUUUCCUUCCUGUAUAAGAUGUGCAAAAUUAUGCUGAUAGUUAACAACACUGUAUGUGCAAAUUUCAUUUCAACUAAGAAAUAUAUUUACAAGAAAUCGGUUUAUGAUUAUGUUUAUGAAUAAUAAAAGGAAGUACAUAUGAUUUCUUAAAUUAAUUGAGUUGACUGAAACAGCAGUAAAAUACUGGCAGAUUUUGUUUUUCAGCUCUGCAAUACAUCAAUAUUGAAAACAUAUAACGAUAUCGUUUAAAUUGUUUCACUAGUUUUCCAAAAAACAUGUCAUAAAAUAAUCCCCUACAAUGCUAUGUUAAAAAAUAACCAUUACAUUAAAUCU
This is a messenger RNA of Magallana angulata, 3118 nucleotides long. RefSeq lists its product as uncharacterized. NCBI's taxonomy places the organism in Eukaryota, Metazoa, Mollusca, Bivalvia, Ostreida, Ostreidae. The record is from RefSeq and is a predicted model, not a curated record. Gene Ontology annotation, cellular component: membrane. Gene Ontology annotation, molecular function: proton channel activity. Bases 281 to 1879 code for a protein of 532 amino acids. The transcript has 2 exons. Gene Ontology annotation, biological process: proton transmembrane transport.